Macadamia integrifolia is the source of this 1881-nucleotide messenger RNA. RefSeq lists its product as uncharacterized. Gene Ontology annotation, molecular function: nucleic acid binding. The record is from RefSeq and is a predicted model, not a curated record. The transcript has 3 exons. Lineage: Eukaryota; Viridiplantae; Streptophyta; Magnoliopsida; Proteales; Proteaceae. The coding region runs from base 1 to 1881 and encodes 626 amino acids. Gene Ontology annotation, biological process: DNA integration.
AUGGUGGCUCAGCAUGGUCCAGAUGGGCAUACAGAGCAAGCAAUUUAUUACCUUAGUAAGAAGUUCACAGACUGUGAGACAAGGUACACAACCCUGGAGAAGACUUGUGCAGCUUUGGUUUGGGCAACAAGGAGGUUGAGACAUUACAUGUUGACCUAUUCAGUCUUUUUGGUAUCCAGAAUGAAUCCCAUCAAGUAUCUUUUUGAGAAACCCGCAUUGACAGGAAGAUUAGCACAUUGGUUAUUGCUCUUAGCGGAGUUCGACAUUGUGUAUGUCACCCAGAAGUCCAUCAAGGGUAGUGUCAUCGCUGAACAUCUAUCCGCACAUCUAGUUAUUGAUAUGAGGCCUUUGAAUGACAUAUUUCCAUACGAAGAUGUAGUUUCUGUUGAGGUUGAAAAUGAGGUUGGCAUUUGGCAAAUGUUCUUUGAUGGAGAUGCCAAUCACAAAGGUUGCGGAGCCGGAGUUCUACUUAUAACUCCUGAAGGGUUGAACAUGCCCAUGGCAUAUAGGUUCGACUUCGAGUGCACCAAUAACAUGGCCGAGUAUGAAGCUUGCCGCAUGGGAUUGAAAGCAGUCAUCUCUAUUGGGGUCAAAAGAAUAGAAAGGGACAAUAACAGGUUUGCCGAUGCUUUGGCUACUCUCGCAUCGAUGGUUGAUUUUGGUCCGGGUGAGCAAAUACAACCAUUCAUUAUAGAUCGGAGAGAUCAUCCUUCACAUCAAGGCUUCGUCAAUGCCCUGACGGUAGAUGGUAGGCCUUGGUUUGCCCAUAUCGUGGGUUUUAUAAGAGAGGAGAAGUACCCUACAGAUGCUACCCAAGGAGAUAAAAGGUUCCUGAGGCGUUAUGCCACCCAAUUCAUAUUACACGAAGACAUUUUAUACAAGCGAUCUUUUGAUGGUGUACAACUGGUGUGCGUGGAUGAAGAUCAAGCACAAACAAUCUUGGAGCAAGUACAUCAGGGAAUCUAUGGCCCUCACAUGAAUGCUAGUAUGUUGGCUAAGAAAAUUCUCCGAUUAGGGUAUUUUUGGAAUACACUAGAAGCCGAUUGCACAGAAUUUGUGAAGAAGUACCAUAAAUGUCAGAUUUUUGCCAACCUCAUCCAUGUGCCCCCAACAGAAUUGCACACGAUGAGUUCUUCGUGGCCUUUUUCCACUUGGGGUAUCGAUGUGAUUGGAAAAAUUAACCCCAAAGCUUCGAACGGGCAUGAGUUUGUGUUGGUAGCUAUUGAUUACUUCACCAAAUGGGUAGAGGCUCAGUCAUACGCAAAACUCACAGCGGCAAAGGUAGCCAAAUUUUUAAAAGAACAUAUCAUUUGCCGACAUGGGAUGCCCCAUGAGGUGAUUUCUGACCAAGGUCAACAUUUUAGGGGCAAGGCACAGGAGUUGUGUGAACAAUUCAGGAUUGCAAGGCACAGGUCUUCUCCUUAUCGCCCUCAAACCAAUGGAGCGGUUGAAGCGGCAAACAAAAACAUGAAGGUCAUACUCCAGAAGAUGGCUGAUAGGAACAAUGAUUGGGCUGACAAAUUACCUUAUGCCUUAUGGGCUUAUCGGACUUCUAUUAGAACUCCAACUGGGGCAACUCCGUACUCUUUAGUAUACGGGAUGGAAGCAGUCCUCCCGGUUGAGCUAGAGGUCCCCUCUCUUAGAAUUCUCAUGGAGAGUCAGAUUCCAAAAGCGGAUUGGCUCAAGUCAAGGAAAUCCGAGUUGUGUUUUGCUGCUCCCAUUAUUAUCAUCAUGGAUGUUGCUUUCCGCCGAUGGAUGGUAGCAAUGAGGGACGACGACCCUGAAGUCCUUGAGGAGGUGCACCUUCAUGCACUCUUUCAGCUCCAGCGCAUCAAUCCAUGUCGUGCUUUGAUACAUGAGGCAUCUCGUUUCUGGAUCUGA